GAACGACCGGCCGCAGCCGUUCCACGUCCCCAGCACCACCGGGGGCCUCCGCUCGCCGUCGCACCUCGCCUGUAUCUCAUGCGCCCCCCUCCUGCUCCGCCGUCUGGUGAACUGAAAAACCAGACUCGUACCAAAGACAUCCGGGAGCAAACUCCACUGGAUUCUGAUUGAGCAGACCCACAUGGAGAUGAGCCUGCUGAGAAGCCGGACCCUCGCUCCACUCCCAUUGACGCCCCGGCCGGUCUCCGCCCAGCGCCGCCGCCGCCGGCGGCUUCCCUCCGUAACAUUCUUCCCGCCGCAGCCUCCUCCGCCAAGCCGAGGGGACAGGGCGUGCAGCAGCGCAAUGCGGCAGCGGCAGGAGUGGGUGGGGGACUGGGUCCGGAGCAACGACACGCUCGUCCGCGCCCUCCCCAUCCUCGUCGGCGGCGCGUCACUCCUCGCCGUCCUCCUCAACCGCGCCGUUUCCGGCAUCGCCGCCGUCUCCGACGCCUCCAGUUCGCAGUCGAGGGCCGACAUACUCACCUUGGCGCUCUCUGUAACUGACAUCCUUGCCGGCCUUGUUUGGCUGUCAAUCCGCCCGAAAACCAUUUCUCCGGUCGUUCCUCGAGGUGUCGAUUGUAAGCCAGUGGAUGCGGAUGUAUCAAGUUCUGCUCUUCGUGAACUACUUUGGACAUGGGAUUCCCUGACGGCUGCAACUUGUUGCAAAUCCUUGGUUGUUGUGUAUGGAGGUAAUUGCAAACUUCAAAUUGGGGUUGCUGCUGCCUCUCCAGAAGAUGGUAAUGCUGUUAAUGUGGAUGCACAGAAGUUCAUGCAAGGUUCCCUUUACAAGAGUGCCAUGGAAUCGAAGAAGCAAUCUUAUCUAGCAAAUCUUGCUUUAUAUCCUGGAAGGACUGAGUUGCCAUUUCUGCCAGCUAACACGCAGGCUCUAAUAUUGCAGCCAAUUGGUGACAAAGGAAUUGCAGUUAUUGGUGGUGACACUAUAAGGGGCUUCACCAAUCUUGAUCAGGCAUGGAUUGGUAUGAUUGCAGACAAAUUGGAUGCUACAUUGUCAAAGUCUUAAGCUCACAUUAUGUUCAUUUCUCUCUUAAUUGGCCAUACACCCAGACCAUAUUUAUUGGAUCCCAGAAGUCAUCGAGGUACAUGUGGGAGCUGAAACCGGAGUUUACAAAAGAACAUCUCCCACACCCUAACAUUACAGGCUCCGGUAUUUGGGGAAAUUUGGUUGACCAAAAUUAUGGGAUUAUAUAUAUGCCCAACCGCUAACAACGUGCAUGAUCCGUCCUUUCAAAGUUUCUGAAAUCAACCACAAAUUAGGAGGCAGCUGCCCUGCUUUUCAGUCUGUCAGUUAAUGCUUUACCCUGAUUUUAGAAAACGCAAAGCAAGGUGCGUUUACUAUAUGUGUGGUGCCUAAUUUGUUGAUACUGUUACCAUGGUGGAGCCAUCUGAUUCAAAUAUCAUUUGAAAUUCUUGCUAUACUACUUUGAAGCAGUGUCAGUAAUGUAUAUCAACUAUCAUAAGAGUGAAGUUAUGAUUGUGGCCUGUGAUUUA
Messenger RNA from Aegilops tauschii subsp. strangulata, 1548 nucleotides. RefSeq names its product protein COFACTOR ASSEMBLY OF COMPLEX C SUBUNIT B CCB4, chloroplastic. NCBI's taxonomy places the organism in Eukaryota, Viridiplantae, Streptophyta, Magnoliopsida, Poales, Poaceae. Gene Ontology annotation, biological process: cytochrome b6f complex assembly. Gene Ontology annotation, cellular component: chloroplast. The record is from RefSeq and is a predicted model, not a curated record.